This is a messenger RNA of Suillus subaureus, 1580 nucleotides long. RefSeq lists its product as uncharacterized. The transcript has 9 exons. The record is from RefSeq and is a predicted model, not a curated record. Lineage: Eukaryota; Fungi; Basidiomycota; Agaricomycetes; Boletales; Suillaceae. Bases 160 to 1230 code for a protein of 356 amino acids.
AUAACAUCGGAGUCGCAGGAGGCUACUCGGUGACUCGGUUGCCCAGCUGGCCAUGUCAAAAAAUUCAAACUGACGAACCAACAAGAGGAUUUUCCGAUACCUCGGAGUUGCUUUGGAAUUUAGUUUGCUGCUGCUGUAGCCUUACAGUACUAGCAUGCAAUGCGCACUGCGUGGCACAACUGUGCAAUCAGUGACAAAGCAUUUGCCAUCGGCCAUCAUCCCGACCGCCACGUCACGUAUAUAAACAGCCAAAUUCUCAGCACCAUGGGUUUCUUCUCAAAGUCAUUCGACCCAGUCACUGACCUCCCGGACUUGUCUGGUAAAGUCAUCCUGAUCACAGGCGGGAACGCAGGUAUCGGCUACUCAACUGUGAAGCACCUGGCACGUCGUGGUGCCAAGGUGUACAUGGCUGCGCGCAACCAAAGCAAGGCGGAGGAGGCGAUCACGCAACUGAAAGCAGAGGGGUUGGGCCCUGGAAGCGGUGAUGUUAUCUGGUUGGAACUUGAUUUGAAGGACCCUCGGAAUGCGAAGAAAGCAGCAGAGAGAUUUAUGAAGCUCGAGAAGAGAUUGGAUGUUCUGAUUCACAACGCUGCGGUGUUACUUGAGAAUUACAGCAUGACUCCGGAUGGAGUUCAGGAGAUAGUGAUGGUUAACGUAAUAAGUCAUAUCGUCCUGACACGCACUCUUCAACCGCUGCUGGACCAGACAGCAGCAGAACCUAAUUCAGACGUCCGCAUAGUCGUCGUCGGUUCAGAAGCCCACCGGUUCGUAUCAGGGGAAACUCAUUUCCGGAACCUUGAUGAUCUUAACAAUGAGCUCAAGAGUUCGCUUUCCCCUACCUUCGCGCGGUAUUGCAUGACGAAACUCAUGAAUAUGCUCUACGCUUUUGAACUUCAACGACACCUCGCCGCUGUUGGCUCUCCCAUCACCGUCAUCGCCGCUCACCCUGGAGCAGUCAACACCUUUUCCGAUAAACCGCCCCUAUCCAACUUCAAGUUCAUCGUCAAGCCCAUCGUGUCCCUCUUCUUUUUACGUCCAGACCAGGGUGCAUAUAACUCGGCGUUUGCAGCUGCGUCGGAGGAAGUGACUAGGCAGCGCGAGAAGUACAAAGGCGCGUAUUUAACGCCAGUAGGUAAGCUAACGGAGCCGACGAAGGUGGCAAAGGAUGAGGGGCUUACAAAGGAACUUUGGGAUACCGUGGAUAAGUUUUUGGAGGAGAAGGGGAUUUAAGGGAAGUUUUGUUCUAUUGAUGCAUGACGGAUAGCAGUGCCUCCAAGAGGUGUUGAAUGGACAAAACGUCGAUACUAGAUUAUGAUGGAACAAUUAUCCCUGUUGAUAUGUUAUUAUGUACAUUUGCAUGGCGCUGGUGCCUAUCUGGCUUUUCCUUUUCUUCUGUCUAGUACAUCACUGCAUCGUGUCUUACACCUUACUGUAUGUCAUUCCUACAUAAUCAUUUUAUUAGCCCUUAGUCUGUGUUGCAAUUAGCAUCGAAGGUCGAGUGAGUACGCAACGAUGCGAUUAUUCGACAAGUCAAGGAGGUAUUUCCGCCUGAGUUUGAGUCAGCACAGUGCCCAGCUGUG